Brachypodium distachyon (stiff brome) is the source of this 906-nucleotide messenger RNA. RefSeq names its product angiomotin-like. NCBI's taxonomy places the organism in Eukaryota, Viridiplantae, Streptophyta, Magnoliopsida, Poales, Poaceae. The transcript has 2 exons. The record is from RefSeq and is a predicted model, not a curated record. The coding region runs from base 1 to 906 and encodes 301 amino acids.
AUGGAUCAAUCUCUUUUCUUCUUGGUCAAGUUCAUAGGACACAAUUCUUAUGACGAGGUGGGCCAGUCUGCCGCGUCCCGAGAGGUCGUCCUCGUGGACGACGAGGGGGAGGAUGAGGAGGAUGACGCGCCCUGGAUCGUGUGCAGAUCGAGGGCGCCCGCAGUGGCAGCGCCCACCUCCACAGCGGCCGCCGGUGCCGCAGCGGGGGCCUCUUCUGCAACGGUCACCGGCGCUGAGGUGGCCAUGUCGGCGGCUCCCUCGACGGCUCCUAUGGCGCCCCGGGCUGCGGCACCCCCACGGGCGCCCACGGCGCCGCCCGCACGGGGGCUCUUCUGGGGCUUCAAGCUCCAUCUCAACCCCCCGAAAGACGGCUCGCCGGCUGGCGCCGGCAAGAGGGGGAGGGCUGAUUCGCCUCCUGCCACGCCAGGCAAGAGGGCGCACACGCAGGCCGGCAGCAGCACUGACCUAGCUGACGCGGGGGCCAGCGGCGCCGCUGAUACGCCUGCUGCCGACCCGGCCCCGAUGGAGGUGGCGCCGGCAACAGGCCCGACCGUGCCCGCAUCAGGAGCAGGCGAUGUGGUGAUUGACCUGGACCCCGUCGCUGGGGUCGCUGGGAUGGCGGAGGAACCGGAGGUAGCUCUCGCGCCGAGCCCCACCACGCCGACCGCCGCAACGGCGGCAACCAUUGCCACCCCCAAAGCAGCGCUCGGCGACGCGCCAGCUCCCACAGAGGCUGCCGGGGCAGGCUCUCCGGCUAGCCAGCAAGAGGCAGCUCCUGCCGGGGGUGCGGCAACCUCAUCAUCCCCGCAGCCCUUCGGCGCAGGCGCGGGGGAGGCUGCGGCGGAGGAUCAGCAGAACGUCCGCCGCAGGCAGACGACCCCCUGUCCGGCCAGACGGUGGCGGUGA